CAAACAAGCCUGGGCAGUCCCAACCCUAACCAUAAUAAUUACUGUACGGUCAUACAUACGUCUCACACACAGCACCUACGAUGGACAAGGAUGAUCUGGAGACAUACCAAGUACAACUCUCGCAGGUCGAGCUCGCGCUACAGACGGAUCCGGACAAUGAACAGCUGUCGUCGCUGCAGUCGGAGCUGAAAGAGCUCAUCUCGCUCGCACAAGAGGCGAUCGCGCAGUCUGAGGCUGCUGCGUCGUCUUCUCGCAAUGGCACUUCGCGCAAACCUUCUUCCGCUCUGCCCAUGUUUACGUGGAAAGCGGGAGAGGAAUGCCUUGCCAAGUACUCUGGGGACGGGAGUUGGUAUCCUGCGCGCAUUAUCAGUGUGGGUGGAUCGACGGAGAAUCCGGUUUACAGCAUCGUCUUUCGGGGGUAUAACACUACUGAGCUUGUCAAGGGCACGGAGAUUAAGUCGCUGCCUGCCAAUUACCAGGAGAAGGUUCCAGCUACGUCGAAUAAGCGGAAGCUGACAAACGUGGAGGAAGAGGAGAGGGAGAGGAAGAAGAAGAAGAACGAGAAGAAGUUGGAGGCGAAAGCAGCUAAAGCCAAGGAACAAAUGGCGAAGCAGGCUCAAUGGCAAAAGUUUGCGAAGAAGGCAGAGAAGAAAGGGGUGCAGAUAGCUGGCAUGUCGGGUACGAGUAUAUUCAAGACGCCCGAUAAUCCGCUGGGACGAGUGGGUGUGACGGGGAGUGGCAAGGGGAUGACAGAGGUGAAGCUGAUGGGCAAGCACAAAUUUGCACCCGUCGACGAGACGGAUCGAUAGGAGAGAGGAGGGACACGGUCGACGGUGUAUGAUACACGUGACGCUUUCUUUUUUCCACUAUAAUAUUUGUUGCAACCGCCUCACCGACGCAUUUUGUCAGCUGGAAAGAAAAUGUAAAUAUAAAGUGAGCUGCGCCGACGGGACAUGUGCUCCUCGGGGUGCGAGGGGAUCAACAAGGUC
Molecule: messenger RNA, 989 nt
Organism: Pisolithus orientalis
Lineage: Eukaryota; Fungi; Basidiomycota; Agaricomycetes; Boletales; Pisolithaceae
Exons: 2
Coding region: 81-809 (242 amino acids)
Biological process (GO): negative regulation of DNA-templated transcription
Molecular function (GO): DNA-binding transcription factor activity
Source: RefSeq, a predicted model, not a curated record